UACCUUUAUGCUUGUUUUAACACCGUUGUUUUUACUCGGUUAACAAAUACAAGCUACUCGGUUGUUUUUGUAACAAAUAGUGAAUUUGGCAGUACCGAAGGAUAGAGCAAAUUUUUUGUCUACACUUGUAAAAAAAUUUCGCACAGGUACCAUAAUAGUCUAUCUUCGUAAAUGUAUUAUUUUCGAGUGACAGUCCGUGACAAAUAUUCCUUAUAUUUGGCGUCAACCAAGUUUUUAGAGUAGAAUUAAUAGCUGAUUGUUUAUCUGCAUAAUACUGUACAAAUUUUUCGCUGCAUAUUCAGUUCAUUAAAAUAGCGAGAGUUGGCAACAUCGGAACAUCUUCAGAAAGUAAACAAGCAACCAGGACGUGACUUGAAACUUUAUCUUAAGAAUGUGGGCGUGUCUUUAUGCUAAUUUACCACCACUCGGCAUCCGCUCAGCUGACGUUGGUUCUCGCCACAGCGCGUCAUGUGCGUGUAGUAGAAACAACAUAUUUUGUAGUCGGAAUAACACGAUAACAGACCAGUUGUUUGCUCAUUUAGCCUAGCGCUACAUGUUUUUUCUUCCUUCUCCAAAACAAUUUUAUAUUUGUCUUAUUUGUUUUGAGCGAAGCGAGUAUUCCGCAUGCCUGGUUUUUUGCAUGAUGUACAAAAUUACACUUAAAUGAAGAAAUGAAUAUUAGUAAACUUAUUCCCUACCGUCUAAUAAAUUAUUGCGCACUGAAACACCAGAAAUCAGUAAUGGCAUCCCUCCCUGCCAGUGGUGACGGAACAACCAGUAUCCAUGCAGGGCUGAUUUCGGAAGUGCACGAUAUUCCUAUGGAUGUUCUCAUUAGACCGUUUCCACCAGACGUCAAUGAAGAGAAAGUUAAAAGCAUAAUGGAGACAUUAGAGGACCCCAGCAAGCGGGCGCUGGUGCCGCCCAUCGACGUGCUGUGGAUCAAAGGCAGGCAGGACGGCGACUACUACUACUCGUUCGGCGGCUGCCACCGCUACACGGCGCACCGGAGGCUGGGGCGCCGGACCAUCAAGGCCAAGCUGGUGGUGUCCACCGUCCAGGACCUCAGGAGCUACCUGGGAGCCUCCACGCCCGACCUCAAGUAGCGGCCCCACUCAGGCUCUAUCCACGACACUAAUCUGUUACAUUGUGGAAAGCAUUGACUGCUGAGCUAGAACAAUGGAAGAAAGCUUUAAAGGUGACCGAUAGGUUUACUUGCCUUGAUAUGCCAAUAUUUUAAUAAUUGUAAUUUGAAAUUAUGUAUAUAUACAUAUAUAUAAAAUAAGAAUUUUGAAA
Bacillus rossius redtenbacheri is the source of this 1293-nucleotide messenger RNA. RefSeq names its product sulfiredoxin-1 (gene Srx). Gene Ontology annotation, biological process: cellular response to oxidative stress. Lineage: Eukaryota; Metazoa; Arthropoda; Insecta; Phasmatodea; Bacillidae. Gene Ontology annotation, molecular function: sulfiredoxin activity. The record is from RefSeq and is a predicted model, not a curated record. Gene Ontology annotation, cellular component: cytoplasm. Bases 672 to 1103 code for a protein of 143 amino acids. The transcript has 3 exons.